CUGGAAUUGAACCCUCGACUCCGGUCCGUGGGCCGAUGCUCUAACCACUGAGCAAAACCGGCCAGGACCCAUGUCUCUUUAGUCUCCUUGAAUGUGGGAACUUUGUUCAGCCUUUGUCUGUCGUGACGUUGAUAUUUGUGAAGAAUACAGGCCAUUUGGGUUUGUCUUACAGUUUUUCAUGAUAAGAUCCAGGUUGUGCAUUUUGGUUAGAAUACCACAGCAGUGAUAGUGUGUCCUUUGUGCAUUCGUCAGGUGGCACGUGGGCACAUUGCUGAUGUGGUCAAGGUCAUAUCUGUCAGAGUUCUCAUGGGAAGUCACCAUUUUCCCUGUGUAAUUAAGAAGCAGUCUGUGGGAGAGAUUCCUAGACAGUGUGUAUGUCAUAUUCCUCAUGAAACUUCCACCUUCUAGUUUCAGCAUCCCUGUGGGGUUUUGUAUUUUGCUGUUUUUCUUCUCGGAGAUGUCUCUUCUCGCAUUUGCUGCUAUAUCCUUGGCAUUAGAACAGAGCCUGGAUCUCGGCUGCUGUGUAUCCCUAUGUGCUGGAUAAAUGAAUGUCUCAGUCUUCUCUGUCUUACUUGCUUUUUUAGAGGAUUAAAUGGGGCUUGUCUCGUGUUCCCUGGAGAAUGUUCCUAACUGCUGUUUGGUCCAGUUCCUACCAGGACGCCUCUGCAAGGCUUCACCUCCAGGAAAUCCAUCCCCCUCUUGGUUGUACGUCAGCUCUGUGCAGGCUCUGGCAGGGGCAUUGAGGAGGACAGACAUUUCAAAUGGGAGACCUUACAGCUACACACCCCUCGCAAAUAUUGUGGAGACUGCUUGCAAGUUAUAACCCCAGCACCUUCCCCAGGUUACCUGAGCCAGGACUCUUGUCUCCCCAUUCACUGCUGCUCCCUAGGGACUGGCCCUUCUCCAGGAAAAAACCAGCAACAAGGCAGCAGCACCUGACGUUGAGGCAGACAUCAGUGAAGACUGAGGAAGAAGAAGCCCAGGCCCUCAUGCUAGAGUGACCACAUCUCAGAGGAACUUCCAUAGGAACUCAGCUCAGGAGCUGAAGAAGUUGUAACUAAAGAUGGAUUGUCUAAUGCAAAGCAAGAAACAUCUGAAGAAAUGGACCAAGGUGCUAAGGCCUCAGGAAGACCCAAUAGCGAACUUUUCACCACUCUUGUUUAGUCACAUGUAAUGUGCAGAACCUUACCCUCAGUAAGUCACAUGGGGCACAGCAGACGGGGAAACUCAGAGCUAUCAUGCUGUACGCUUUGACACCAUGCAGGCGAGGCACCCAGCUGAAAUUUGGAGUGUUAGUGAAGAUGUCCCAGAAGAGGUGACAUUUAAAACAAGACUUGAUGAAGACUGAGCUCCAGGUCCCUUGAACUCCUGUUGCUACCGAAAGGUCAGUUGACAUUUGAACACUCUGAAGGAUUGUUACCCAGGUGACUUGUGGGUCUGCAUGCACAUCUCCUCCCAGGAAUAUGCUAUAGGAGAUAGUAACCGAAAAGGGAGAAAAGAAGACAAAGCUUGAGUGAGUGAAGUGCUCUCAGGCCUUGCAUUUCCUGGUGACUCAGAUGUGGAAGAAGAUAAUGAGCCAGAGACCCAGCCGGCUCCAAAGAAAACCCAAAGGCAUUAAAUGUCCCAGAGGAGAAUUGGACCCAAAGAGACAUUAAUUAUACCACUUUUCUAAGCUGGAGCAUGGGUGUCCAUGAAGUUAUUCCAAAUUGGCAACAGUAUGGAUUCUUAAAUGCCUGAUGAGGUUGCAGUGACGACUGAAGGCUGUCCCACACUCAUCACACGCAGAGGGUCUCUCUCCAGUGUGGCUUCUCCGAUGCUUAAGACGUGGAACCAGAGGCCCCUGAACUUGGGGCAGGAAUCUUCGCAGCUCCUCCCCAGCAAUGUGCUCCAUCUCCUGAGCACACAGAAUGGGCCACUGACUUUUUGACUGCCUGACAGCGACCUCCCACUUCAGGAACCUUCAGUGGAAACAGCUCCAGCUGCGGACAGGUCCGAGUGUGGCCAGGGCCCAGGAUGGCUAGAGAGUCUGGAGAAAGCUGGGCCGUGGACAUCCCGUCGGCUGAGGACCGGACAGGGCUUCUUGUCAUAAAGGUGGAGGACGAGGAGACCUCUGCCUUAGCAGAGGAGGUCAGUUUGAGGGGCAGCCGUGUCCACUGUUCGGAGCAGUCCCGCCAGCGCUUCCGCGGCUUCCGCUACCCCGCAGCCGGGGGCCCCCGAUGGGCGCUGAGCCGGCUCCGCGAGCUCUGCCGGCUGUGGCUGCGGCCCGAGGUGCACAGCAAGGAGCAGAUGCUGGAGCUGCUGGUGCUGGAGCAGUUCCUGAGCAUCCUGCCCGCGGAGCUGCAGGCCCAGGUGCGGGAGCAGCACCCGCAGAGUGGGGAGGAGGCCGUGUUGCUGUUGGAGUACCUGCAGAGGCAGCUGGAGGAGCCUGUGUCACAGGUUCCAGGUGGUGACCAGGGUCAAGAACUGCUCUGUUGCAAGAUGUCAGUGUUGACACCAUCCCGCAGGUCACAAAGUAGCCAGUUUCACCCAAUGAAGGCUCUGCUCAAGCAUGAAUCUGUGGGAUCUCAGCUCUUACCAGACAGAGCUCUGCAGGUUCCUGGGCUUGCCCUGGGAGGGGGCUGCAUAGAAGACACAGUGGUGGCUGCCAGGCUCACCCCAGAGUCCCAGGGGCUGCUGAAAAUGGAAGCUGUGGCCCUGAGUGUCUCCCCUGGAGGGACAGCGGUGGAGUCACCUCGGGUGGACCUGUGUGGAGAUGAAAGGCAGGACAACUGUAGCGCUCUGACCUCCCUGGGUGGUGAAAUGCAGAUGAAGAUCCGAGACUUGCCGCUAGGUGAGGAGCACCCGGGACAGGAGCCCGGGAAGACGCUGGGCCACGUGGGUGAAGCCAUUGCCCAGUCAGCUACAUGUGCAGGGGUCGGUGAACAGGAGGGCCGGUUACAAAGAAAGCAGAACAGUGGCAGUGGAAGGAGGCGGCACAUUUGCCAUGAAUGUGGAAAGAGCUUUGCUCAGAGUUCAGGCCUGACAAAGCACAGGAGAAUCCACACUGGAGAGAAACCGUACGAGUGUGAAGACUGCGGCAAGUCCUUCAUCACGAGCUCGGCCCUUGUCAUUCACGAGAGAGUCCACACUGGUGAGAAACCCUAUGUGUGUGAAGAAUGUGGCAAGGUCUUCGGUCACAGUUCAGACCUUACCAAGCACCACAGAACACACACUGGGGAGAAGCCCUAUGAGUGUGAUGAGUGUGGGAAGACCUUUAGCCAGAGCUGCAGCCUCCUUGAACAUCACAGAAUCCACACCGGGGAGAAGCCAUACCAGUGCAGCAUAUGUGGGAAAGCUUUUAGGCGGAAUUCACAUCUCCUGAGACAUCAGAGGGUCCAUAGCGAUAGAAACGUUCGGAUUCCUGAGUGUGGGGAGAGUUGGGAGAGUCCCGGGAAGGUGGAGAGCCAGGAGGGGGAUGUCGAGGCUCCCGUGUCUUAUAAAUGUAAUGAGUGUGAGAGAAGUUUCACGAGGAGCAGAAGCCUUGUUGAGCACCAGAAAAUCCACACUGGUGAGAAGCCCCAUGAGUGCGAUGCAUGUGGAAAAGGCUUCACCCGGACGUCUUACCUUGUUCAACAUCAGAGAAGCCAUGCUGUGAAAAAAAUUCUGUCCCGGUGACAUUCCUGGGUCGGUGUCUGUGACAGGCUGUUGCUGUGCCUCCUUGUUCUUCACUAUGUUGCAUCCUUCACCAGUGCGUGGGGUGAUGCCGUCUUAUGCUCCACGGCACCUUGCGUAUAGGUGCUACACAUGAAAUGAUCAUCAUUUCGCUGAAAAUCUCAUGUCUGGAAUUCUCAGGCCAUUUAUGUUUGUGUCUAGUUCUCCGAGGUCCUAGAAUCUGUGUCUGUGUGCUCCAUUUUUUGCUAAGCACAUAGGAUUGGCAGAAUGGGUUUGCAGACUGCACACUGUGAUAGAAGGAAACCAAAACUCUUUAAAAACACUAGGAAGUUUAGUGUGAAUUUUUAGACAGCUUUUUUAUCUUUAAAUAAUUGUGUGCUUGUGCCAACCAGGGAAUUUCAUUCUUUUGUUAGUGUUUUCCAGAUAUUAUUUGCUACUCUUUGCGGAGAUAAUAUUCCAAGUGUGGCAGUGUGAAAGUCAGUUAUCGAGUGAGCAUAAAAUACAGAAAAACUCUGUAAUGCUCAGGAAUUGGCUUUCGCCUUCGUUCUGGUUGGCCAAGUGCUGUCUAAAGCCACCUUGUCCUGCCCACAAACCCCUCCCCUUCCCACAAUGUAGAGUCCGCAUCAAGACUUACAUUCCAAGUUUGUGGAUUCACACUGGGUAUUUAAAACAAGUAUUUCUUAUGGCUUCAAAAUCCAUUGUUAGUGUGUGAUCACCUUGGUCGUCUUAUGUAUUGAUUUCCAAACCAGAGUAUGGGUACUGUCUCCUCCAUAAUUAUUUUUUAAAAUUCUCAACAAAGG
This is a messenger RNA of Molossus molossus (Pallas's mastiff bat), 4451 nucleotides long. Its product is annotated as zinc finger protein with KRAB and SCAN domains 4-like. Gene Ontology annotation, molecular function: DNA-binding transcription factor activity, RNA polymerase II-specific; RNA polymerase II cis-regulatory region sequence-specific DNA binding. The transcript is spliced from 14 exons. The record is from RefSeq and is a predicted model, not a curated record. The coding region runs from base 2014 to 3654 and encodes 546 amino acids. Lineage: Eukaryota; Metazoa; Chordata; Mammalia; Chiroptera; Molossidae. Gene Ontology annotation, biological process: regulation of transcription by RNA polymerase II.